CUCGACCCCGCCGCCCCGCCGCCCGCCCGCGCGGUGCUCGACUCCACCAACGCCGACGGCAUCAGCGCCCUGCACCAGGCCUGCAUCGAUGAGAACCUGGAGGUGGUGCACUUCCUGGUGGAGCAGGGCGCCACGGUGAACCAGGCGGACAACGAGGGCUGGACGCCCCUGCACGUGGCUGCCUCCUGUGGGUACUUGGACAUCGCCAGGUACCUCCUGAGCCAUGGGGCUGACAUUGCCGCAGUUAACAGCGAUGGGGACCUGCCCCUGGACUUGGCCGAGUCGGACGCCAUGGAGGGGCUGCUGAAGGCGGAGAUCGCCUACCGAGGCGUGGACGUGGAGGCGGCCAAGCGGGCCGAGGAGGAGCUGCUCCUUCACGACACAAGAUGCUGGCUGAGCGGGGGCGCCAUGCCCGAGGCCCGGCACCCCCGCACGGGGGCCUCUGCCCUGCACGUGGCUGCCGCGAAGGGCUACAUCGAGGUGAUGAGGCUGCUCCUUCAGGCCGGCUACGACCCAGAGCUCCGGGACGGGGACGGCUGGACCCCCCUGCACGCCGCGGCCCAUUGGGGCGUGGAGGAUGCCUGCCGCCUGCUGGCCGAGCACGGUGGGGGCAUGGACUCGCUGACCCACGCGGGCCAACGUCCCUGCGACCUGGCGGACGAAGAGGUGCUGAGUCUGCUGGAGGAGCUGGCCCGGAAGCAGGAGGAUGUAAGUCUGGGGGCUCCCUCCCUCCUGUCAGCUCCCUGGCUCCCCAGGCCCCCUUGCUGGGGGACCUGCUCCUGGGCCAGGCCUUGUUGCUGGAAAAAUGCUCUGGGCUCUGAAUCCCGGCUCUGGCGUUGGGACCUUUCACUCAGGUCCUACCAGAUGCCGGUGCGGGAUGAGGAGUCUGAAUCUCAGCGGAAAGCUCGCUCUCGGCUCAUGCGUCAGUCCCGGAGGUCCACACAGGGUGUGACUCUGACCGACCUGAAGGAAGCAGAGAAGGCAGCAGGGAAGGCCCCAGAGCCAGAGAAAUCGUGCCUGGACGCUUGGAGGCCCCGAGUGCCGGGUGUGGAGAACUCUGAUGGCCCCGCCCUGAGAGCAGAGGCGCCUGACGGGCAGGGUCAGGGACCACAGGCCGCCAGGGAGCACCGCAAAGUCGGCAAAGAGUGGAGGGGGCCUGCGGAGGGGGAGGAGGCGGAGCCGGCCGGCCGCAGCCCAGAGUCCAGCACUUCAGAGGGCGGCCCCUCACCUCGCCGGCAGCGGCAGCGCGACUCCCAGCCCGAAUCGGACGAGCCCGACGGAGGCUUCAGGAAGCUGUACGCAGAGCUGCGCGGGGAGAACGAGCGGCUGCGCGAGGCCCUGACCGAGACCACGCUCCGCCUGGCGCAGCUCAAGGUGGAGCUGGAGCGCGCCACGCAGAGGCAGGAGCGCUUUGCAGAGAGGCCCGCCCUUCUGGAGCUGGAGAGAUUCGAGCGCAGGGCCCUGGAGCGGAAAGCGGCCGAGCUGGAGGAGGAGCUGAAGGCCCUGUCGGACCUCCGGGCUGACAACCAGAGGCUCAAGGAUGAGAACGCAGCCCUGAUUCGCGUCAUCAGCAAACUUUCUAAGUGACUCUGGAGGAGGACCGUCCCCGUAUUUAUACAGCUGCUUCUGCCACAUGCACCCCUUCCCCUGUGUGAGCACGAGUGACAGGGCUCCCAGGGGGUCUCUCAGAAGCCAUAGCCUCCCUUCAGGGCCUCCCGCCUGGGAGGGGAGCACAGAGUUCCCAGGAGCCGGCCCCGCCCCCAGGCCCGUCCAGGUAGGGGGGACGUUGUGGAGGGGGGGGCCCCAGACUGGAGGCGGGACCAGGGAGGAACCAUGGACCAGAAAGUGCCAGGGACCAGUAGCCAGGACCAGAGUGGCCACCCGGAGGUCCCCCUCCUCACGUGUGAUGUCACCCCAGUCACCCCUCCCGCCCCAACAGGGAUCCGAGAAUGUGCCAAGAGUCCCGCCAGCCUGGGCCGGGCGGGCCUGGACGUAGGGCCCGUGUGCAAUACGGAGGGAGGUCUCUAUUUUUUGCUGCCCCCUCCCCGCCCACCGUCGGGGCAGGGGGAGAAGGUAUUUUCGAGACAAAGCACAGGCACCACAAAUAAAAGUCGUGAAGUUGCCACUCA
Suricata suricatta (meerkat) is the source of this 2129-nucleotide messenger RNA. RefSeq names its product protein phosphatase 1 regulatory subunit 12C (gene PPP1R12C). The record is from RefSeq and is a predicted model, not a curated record. Gene Ontology annotation, cellular component: cytoplasm. The annotation marks the transcript as partial. NCBI's taxonomy places the organism in Eukaryota, Metazoa, Chordata, Mammalia, Carnivora, Herpestidae. Gene Ontology annotation, molecular function: protein kinase binding; phosphatase regulator activity; enzyme inhibitor activity. The transcript has 16 exons.